Messenger RNA from Prosopis cineraria, 1839 nucleotides. Its product is annotated as aspartyl protease AED3-like. Gene Ontology annotation, biological process: proteolysis. Lineage: Eukaryota; Viridiplantae; Streptophyta; Magnoliopsida; Fabales; Fabaceae. The coding region runs from base 72 to 1370 and encodes 432 amino acids. The record is from RefSeq and is a predicted model, not a curated record. The transcript is spliced from 3 exons. Gene Ontology annotation, molecular function: aspartic-type endopeptidase activity.
GUGGUAGCUCUAUAUAUUCACCAACCUUCUCCUCCAUCAAAACCACCCAAAAACCCAGAUCCUCCAUAGCCAUGAAACUCUCAAUCUUCUUCCUCUUCCUCUUCUUCUUCACAUCCCAAACCCUAGCCCUUAACCCUAACUGUGAAGCUCAAGAUCAUGGCCCCGACCUCAAGGUCUUCCAUGUCUUCAGCCCAUGCUCUCCCUUCAAGCCUUCCACCUCACUCUCCUGGGAGGAGACUGUGCUUCAGCUUCAAGCCGACGAUAAGGCUCGCCUCCAGUUUCUGUCUAGCCUCGUGGCGGGGCGCUCCAUCGUGCCCAUCGCCUCCGGCCGGCAGAUCACUCAGAACCCCACUUACAUUGUGAGGGUCAAGGUCGGCACGCCGCCUCGUACUUUCCUCAUGGCCAUGGACACCAACAAUGACGCCGCCUGGCUCCCUUGCGACGGCUGCGUCGGCUGUUCCUCCUCCGUCGUCUACUCUCCGGCUAAGUCCUCCUCCUCCAGAAACGUCGGCUGUGGAGCUCCACAGUGUAAGCAGGUACCCAAUCCCACUUGCGGCGGAGGCGCGUGUGCUUUUAACCUCACCUACGGCAGCUCCUCUAUUGCGGCCAACUUGGUUCAAGACACCGUGAAGCUAGCGGCGGACCCAGUUCCGGGCUACACCUUCGGCUGCAUUCAUAAGACCACGGGGAGCUCUGUUCCGGCACAGGGCCUAUUGGGCUUGGGCCGAGGCCCAUUGUCACUGUUAUCUCAGACCCAACACCUCUACCAAUCUACAUUCUCUUACUGCUUACCCAGCUUCAAGGCGCUCAACUUCUCAGGCUCAUUGAAGCUUGGGCCUGUGGCCCAGCCCAAGAGGAUCAAGUUCACUCCUCUCCUUAAAAAUCCUAGAAGAUCAUCACUCUACUAUGUCAACUUAAUCAGUAUUCGGGUUGGCCGGAGAGUUGUGGAUAUCCCGCCGGCUGCAUUGGCCUUCAACCCCAACACCGGCUCCGGCACCAUCUUUGAUUCCGGUACGGUAUUCACCCGACUAGUUGAACCAGCAUACAUUGCAGUACGAGAUGCAUUCCGAAGACGAGUGGGUAGAAAUAUACCAGUUACAAGCUUAGGAGGAUUUGACACAUGCUACAAUGUCCCAAUAAACGCACCUACAAUAACAUUCAUGUUUACAGGCAUGAAUGUGACACUCCCACAAGACAACCUCCUCAUACAUAGCACAGUUGGCAGCAUCACAUGCCUAGCCAUGGCUCCGGCACCGGACAAUGUCAACUCAGUGCUCAAUGUCAUCGCUAACAUGCAGCAACAAAACCACCGUGUGCUCUACGAUGUGCCCAAUUCCAGGCUCGGUGUUGCCCGUGAGCGAUGCACCUAAUAGUGAAAAUCAAACAAAAUCCUUCAACAAUAACAUCAUGAACGGAAAAUUCUUAUGUACAUCGAGUGCAUCCAGAGUACUUAGGAAUUUUUCUAUCAUGAAUUGGGUUGCAAUAAUAACAUCAAAUUGGGAGUUUCAUAUGUAUGGGGUAGGGUUAUUGGGACUUUGGAACAAAGAGUUCAUUUGCUAACCAUAUAGAAGAUAGUAAGGUAUGGCUAUAGUUACUAGUAGUACUAUUAGGUAUUUGGAAUUGAAUUCAGAGCUUUGGGCAAGUUUGGUGUCGUUUAUGUAGGGUGUGUGAUGGGAGUGUCACGGGUUUGUUUAUCUGUAGCAUUUCAUGUCGUUUUGUUAAUGUUGACGGCACUCUGGGUUGUCGUACAUGGUCGCGGUUGAUUUUUAUAUGAUUGUCAUAUUCGGUAAUUUCAUACUCUUGCAUGUUUCACAUGAAUAAUAUAUUUGCUUUCUAGUA